Empidonax traillii (willow flycatcher) is the source of this 7512-nucleotide messenger RNA. Its product is annotated as cytosolic phospholipase A2 beta-like. Gene Ontology annotation, cellular component: cytosol. Gene Ontology annotation, biological process: glycerophospholipid catabolic process. Gene Ontology annotation, molecular function: calcium-dependent phospholipid binding; calcium ion binding. The coding region runs from base 2220 to 4817 and encodes 865 amino acids. The transcript has 24 exons. The record is from RefSeq and is a predicted model, not a curated record. Lineage: Eukaryota; Metazoa; Chordata; Aves; Passeriformes; Tyrannidae.
GUUUUUUAAAUUCAAUACUCAGUCAUUUCUCUAAUACAUUACCAGAUAAUUUGUUAUCAAGCUGAGGGAUAAGACCAACGUUUAAGGUCAAAAUACAAAUUGUAAAGAUUUUUUUGGUAUCAGUAUUUUGAUAAGAAAUUUAUAAUUCUACCGUUUCAGAAAAAAACCCACACUAUUCUCUAAUUUUCAGUGCUCCAUAUACAUUAUUCAAAUAUGGAAUCUGAGCCAAAUGUAGUAUUAAGCACAGAGGAAGUGAUACUUUGUGUUCAGCAAGAAGGAAGAUUAAUAAUUCCAAUGAACUAAUGCUCCUUGCAGCAUUUACUGCAAAAUAUUCCUGCUAUUUUACAUUGUCCAGGAGAAAAACUAGAAACGCUAACAAAGUCUUAAAAAAAUUGUCCAAGCAAAAUUGACAUUAAACCUAAAAAUGUCUGGACCCUGACUCUAGAUAGCAUUUUAAAAAAUAAUUAAAGGAGUUACAUUCUAUUUAUUUAGGAUUAUAUCUUUUCAGUGACUUCAGCUGCUGAACUUUCAACAUAUUGCAUUUAGACUGUAAAUAUUUGCUUGCAUUAAUGUCACUUCAAUGAAAGGUGUGGUUUUAUACUUUUCUUAACCGUUUUAAGAAUACCUUGCUGCACAGAGGGACAUUCAUGCCUUUUUUCCUGGUUACCGAUCUAACUGGGAAGUAAUCCUGUGGGAAAAAAACCAAAACACGAAAGAUUAAAAUGUUCAGCUAGACCAAAGAAGGAAAGAGCAGGAAUGAGCAUGGUGUUAUGAGGAGAAGCAGGGGUGAGUGAUUCUGUGCCUUUCAGGAUCAGUGUGACCUUAUGCCAAGCCAAGGUAACUGAGAAACUAGCAGAGUUUUUAGUUAUGUUUGUAAUAACUAGUCCGCCUGAUUCUAAAUUGUGAACCAUUUCUAUAUACAGUGAAGUGAGUGAUUGGUGGCUCAUUGUGUGCUGCCCCCAUUUACAGUGGAUCUGGUCCUGAAGGAGUAAGGUGUUCAUCAGUGGAGAGAAGAUUGUGAAAUGUGAAUGUCAGAUAGGAGACAAGCUGGAUAGACGUUUCAAGGGAGAUGUCCUGCAUAGGAACAGAGCAUUUGCAUAACUCUGCCUUCAACUAGAAGAGAAAGUUCAAAUGCUCUGGUAUCAUUUUAAUAUGCUAUGAAUUCAGAAAGCUAGUUUUGAAUCAAUAAGCCUGUGCCAUCUGCAAGACACUAUCCCUGGAUAGUGUCAUUCUCAAAUAUCAAGCACUAACUCAAAAUAAAUUAAUUUUUCUGGUCUAGGUGCUGGCUGCAAAGUGCUUUGGCUCCAGCCAUUCUCCCAUAUCUGGGUCAUUUCAGAUAAGAGAUACAUGUUGUCUUGGUGCAGGAAGACUACUUUGAUACCUAACAGCAUCGCUACUGUUGUAGUGGGAGAGAAAGAAAUUAGUAGUCUGUACUUUUUGGUGGAAAUAUCAUAUCCAGUUGCUGAAACAGCCCAGCAAUUACUGCUUCAAUGCCAGUCUACACACAACUCCCUGUAAAGCUGAGAGUUCCUAGGCUCUAUUUAGACAGGGGCAACUAUGUUCUUUCAAGCCUUCCAGGAAUUUUGUUCUUGCUGUGGCCAUCUUCCCUCAUCUGAGGGUGUAAUGUCUGCUUUCUCUUUUUUUCUCUGACAGUUUUGCUCCUGUGUCACUGACCAUGACCCAGGUUAUUCCAAUUCCAGGGCACUUUGCAUGAUCUGCUGAUGGAGGGAGAGCACCCUCAGCAAUAUGUAAGGCCAAGGCCAGAAGGGUAUAUGGUAACAGUGGCAAUGAGGAGCCAUGAUGUUUUGACUGAUGAAGACUAGGAAUAUUAUGUUUCCGUUGAAAAAUUGCCUCAAACUGGUCUUGUUUCUGGCAAGCUACCUUUAGAAUGUAGGGUCCCCAGCAGAAAUCUCCUUCUGCCAGAAGACAUACAUAUGCAAAUGAAAGGACGAUGGCUGAGGUCCUGACCAGAUGGUUGGUCUCACUGUGCAGUGCCAGAGGUGAGUGCUCUCUUUUAUGAAGUUACCUUAUACAUCAUAUAAUGUGAGCUCACCAGGUGGAGUCCUGAACACUGUCUCCAUGAUUUUGACCACGAGGUUAAUAUGAGACAAAAUGCCACAUAUCCUGAAGGGCUUCCAAUUGCUAUGAUGGAAUUUUACACAUCCACAAAUAUUAGAUUGGUGCCGAAGUGGUCAGCAUCUUAUAGAAAUGAAUGCUGAAUGAAGUUUUGCCCCCUCCACAUGCUUUCUGUAAGAAUCAUACAAGCUAAGAACAUCAAGUCAAGAGACCUGUGGACAAGUCCACUUUCCUGCCAAAACCUUGCGGGGCAAUGUUAUUCACUGCUUGAUACCAGUCUGAAGUAUUUAGGCAUCUCGGGCUGCAGUAGACAUCUUCAGUCAAGUCCAGAUUCCAGCUCUGAAAGACAUCACCUUGGAGAUUUCCUUUCACACGGUUGUCAAGCUUCACAAAUGACUGCAUCAGACUGCUAUGUGCGCUUGUGGCUGCCAUCUGCUUCAAAAGGAAAGCUUCGGACCAAAACCAUCAAGAAUUCGGACAACCCUGUCUGGAAUGAGACUUUCUACUUUAGGAUCCAAAGAGAAGUUGAGAACAUUUUAGAAUUGGCAGUGUGUGAUGAAGAUCCUCUCACCAAAGAUGAUGAGCAGUUCACAGUUCUUUUUAACGUUGCUAGAGUCAGACCUGGGGAGACAAUCCGUGAGACUUUUGCCUUGAAAUCAGAGACAGAGAGGUGCACUAAGAAAUGGGAAAGUUUGGAAGUGGAGUUCUGGAUGGAAAGAAUCCCCGGCCCUCCAGAGCGCCUCAUUACCAAUGAUGUCCUAGUGUCCCGUGAGGUUUGCUGCUUGGAAGUACAAGUGGACAUUAAUGAAAGCAGGAAAUAUUUGAGAGAGGGUAAAAAUCUCGUGCUUAGCGUGCCUGCCUCUCAUGAGGGAACACAGAGGACUGAAGAGGACACAGAUACUUUCUACUUCCAUUGCUUGAAGGCUUGGGAGCCAAUUCUAAAAGUCAGGCUGCAGAAAGUUUCUGAUAAGGAAGAUGUCAACAGCAAUUUAAGUGACACCUUAACAGUACCACUGAAAUUUCUCCCUGUUGGACAUAAAGUGAAAGUGACUCUCCCUGUAAGACAUAACGUGCCACUGCAGCUGUACCUGCAACUUAAUGAUUGCACAGAAAAACUAGAUGUACGCUUUGGGUACGAUCUGUGCCAAGAAGAGCAACAGUUCUUGCAAAAAAGGAAGAGAGUGGUUGCCGGUGCCCUGAAAAGGGUUCUUCAUCUGCAAAGAGAUCUUCAUGGACAUGAGGUCCCAGUAAUAGCUGUUAUGGCAACAGGCGGAGGUCUCAGAGCAAUGUCAGCAAUGUUUGGCCACCUCUUAGCUCUUCAGAAACUAAAUCUGUUGGACUGUGUUACCUAUCUCACCGGGGCUUCUGGCUCAACAUGGACCCUAGCAGACCUGUAUGAGCAUGCUGACUGGUCACAGAAGUCUCUAGAGGAGCCACUUAAGGCCGUGAAAGAAAAAGUGACAAAAUGCAAACUUAAUCUUAUGUCUAUAGACCAUCUGAAGUAUUACCACAAGGAACUCACUGAAAGGGCAAAAGCAGGACAUGUGUCAUCUUUUACAACUCUGUGGUCACUUGUUCAGGAAAUGUUCUUACAUGAACGGCCAAGAAAGUACAAACUCACAGACCAGCGCAGGGCAUUGGAGCAUGGACAAAACCCGUUGCCUUUCUAUGCAGUCCUCAAUGUGAAAGACGAGCAGUUUGGUACUUUCAAAUUUAGAGAGUGGGCAGAUUUCUCUCCUUAUGAGGUAGCCAUACCAAAAUACGGAGUCUCCAUUCCUUCAGAAUAUUUUGACAGCAAGUUCUUCAUGGGAAGGCGAGUGAAGAAGCUGGCAGAAUCUCGGAUCUGCUAUCUGGAAGGUCUUUGGACAAACAUCUUUACUAGGAAUUUGCUGGAUGGCUUGUACUGGUCCUCAAAUUCAAAUGAGUUCUGGGAACGAUGGGCCCAAGAUAUGGUAGAUAUAGAAAAACAUUCGCCUGAGGAUGAUAUCACUGUCAUCGAGCCUCCAUCCUGUCUGUCAGGGAAGUUGUAUGAAAUGUUUCAGGACAUUAUGACCAAGCGCCCACUACUGGCAAAGUCUCAUAACUUCCUGAGAGGCUUAGAAUUUCAUAAGGAUUAUAUCCAUCAGAAAAAAUUUAUUGAAUGGAAAGACACUGUACUGGAUGCUUUCCCUAACAGUCUGACACCGCUGCAGAAAUAUCUUUGUCUGAUAGAUGUUGGCUAUUUCAUCAACACCAGUGGUGCAGCACUUUUCAAGCCAGAGAGGAAUGUAGAUGUCAUUAUAUCCCUUGAUUAUGGUUUGGGGAAUGUGUUCAAGCAAUUAGAGAUGACAUACAAAUAUUGCAAGAUACAAAAUAUCCCAUUCCCCAAAGUGGAGCUAAGUGAAGAAGAAAAGAAGAACCCAAAGGAAUGUUAUAUCUUUUCGGAUGCUGAGGACCCCAGAGCACCCAUAGUAAUCCAUUUCCCCCUGGUGAAUGACACCUUUAAGGAAUUCAAGGAGCCAGGGGUAAAGCGUGGUCACUCAGAGAUGGAAGAAGGCAAAGUAAAUCUGGAGAACAGCUGCUCACCCUACUACCUCAUUAGGUUAAUCUACUCCUCUGAAAAUUUUGAUAAACUUGUGAACCUGAGCAAAUACAACAUCCUGAAUAACAAAGACCUGCUCCUCCAGGCAAUCCGGAGUGCUGUAGAACGGAGGAGAAUGCGCAGGACUGGGAAUGUCUCCAGCUACUCUGGGUACCCCUAGGCUGGGAUUUUGCACUUUUUCCUACUGAAGGCUAUGGCAGCACUUUGCAACACAUCACAGUCACAUUGCAACACAUCACAGUGUUCAUUAUUUGCAGAAAACUGAGGAAACCUGUACAUUUCUCAUCUUGCCUUGUUCAAGCUCCUAGCUUUCAAAAGGGUUUAUUUAAUCUUACGUUUUCAGCCCACAAGAGCCUCACACUGUGGUCUUACUUGUUAAGAAAUUAAGGUCCUGGUUAGCAGAGACCUCUCAGGAUCUUUCUGAUAUUAUAUCAGGUGGUGGUGGUGGUGCUAGAUAGUUUUUUGUAUGUGCCUGUCCUUUCAACCCUGAGCCCAUUAUUGGUGUCUUUUCAAUGCUUCAUUACAAACCAAGUCCUGGCCAUUUGCAUUCAGUAAUGUCCAGAUUUUCAGAUAGGCUGAGCAACUAGAAUUUGCACUGAAUUGGUGGGCUCAGCUUUGAAGUCAGGCCAGAGUCAUAUUUGUGAACAUAUGUGAACAAUGACCAAACUGAAAUGUGGACAGUCACGCUCUGUCUGGCCAAUUCCCCUUGCUGAUUUAGAAGUUACUCCUUUUUUUUCUGUUCCCCUGCCAGAGUUUGGCACAGAAAUGCUGCUCCAAACUGCCACAAAGGGGGCAGUUACAUUUCAAGGAGAGAUGACGUUAGCUGCAGUGAGUGAGUAUGGUUCUUUUGAGCGUUGGCUGGAGGAAAAGUUCUGAAUAGAGCAUGAGUAGUUGCAUUGAUUUAUACCAGCAGUGCCUUUAUACGUUAAAACGUCAAGAGCCUGAAACAAACUUUUGAUAGCAGAAGCUUUAGUAGAUUCUACCGUAAAUCUACUUGAAUCUACCGUAGAUUCAAGUACAUUUAAUUAAGUAAUAAUGACCAAGCCAUAAGCUGGUGCUCCUUACAGAUGUAAACUGAAUGUACGACAACGUAACUCACUAACAGAAUGCAUAGCCACUGCCUUUUCACACCCAGAAGACUUUUACAUUUUACAGUCUUCUAUCCCUUAUAACAGGCAAAGUAUUUUUAGAGCUGCUACACGAAAUAGAGCACAAAUAAGAAAAAAAAAAGGAAAUUCUCUAUCACACCUCCUUGUUGGAGGAAAAAAUUUGGAAAAAUGACACCUGGUUUUCAUUUGCUUUGGAGUGCAGUGAGAGAUUUUUGCCUUGAACUAGGAGCUUGGAACAUCUUUAUGGCCUUCCACUAUAUUAAAAAGAUGGCAGGGAAGGAUGCUGACCAAUAUAAAACAGAGCUCCAGAGGAGUUCGCAGACUUCUCUAACAUUGAAGUAUUUGGACCUGCUUCUGCCUUGUUUAUUCCGAACACAGCAUAUUCAUCAGGAACCUCCAAGGAAAAUCUUAUACAUUUCUUCCAUGUUGGAAAUUUACUUGAGACCUAGAAUUAUUUUACUUGAAAUCCAAAAUUAGACAAAGAAAGAGCAACAGGGUAUAUGCAGGCAGUAGUCAAGCUCAAAGAGAGAGCACUUACAAAGACUUCAUUGCCUGAACCCUGCAUCUAUUAAAUGCUGCUACUGCUGCAAUGGCAGUGAGUAAGCUGUAGCAAUAUUCCUUGUACAGUGCUAAUUUCCUGAGCUAAAGAAUAUCAUGCAAAACCUGAGGAGUAGUAAAAGCUGGAAUGCAACUGCACAGCUGAAUUCUGGCCAUGAGAAGUUAAGAACUAAUGGGAUACCAGCUGCAAGAAAAAAAAAGAAAGAACCAUUUUGAGUUGAAAGGUGAGAUAGCAACAGGGAACUAUCUAUCUCAAAAAGAGAGUCCUACCAGCAGGAUCUGUUACGUUCGCACAGGAGAGCAGCACAUCCAGGUACAGUAUUUCGUGGCACAUACAAAUUUUCAUGCUCCUCUGGCUGGUCAUAUAAAGAAACCCCUCCCUAUAACCUGCUUGCACAGAACAAAAACUAAUUCCAUCAUGACUGUGGAGAGGCUGUGUGCUCCCAUGUCCUGGUGCACCCUGAUUCACCCAGGCUCCACAGACAUUUGGUGUUCAACCCCCUGCUUGCCCCGGCUGGAAAGGAUGGACAAGAAGUGAGUGACACCAUCAUGCUGUCCAUCUCAUGUCCUCACUGCUCUUGAGACAUCGAAUUGUUGCUUACAUUUUCCAGCAUUACACUAUUACACAGGAGCUGCAAAGGUUUGAGCUGGAGGACAGGGCUGGGGGCUGAACAGUUAGGGGGGAGUUCCAGUAACAGCAACUGAUAGUAGCUAGGUAGUUGUGGGUGGAGAAGGUGGUGUGACUCUCCCUUUGCCAGGAGAACUGUCACCAAAAUUUGUGCUAACGCUUAAAAUCAAGCUGGGGACUGCUGUUCAAUUUUGCAGCCGGAGGCACAGACAAGCAUAUUCCCAUUCAUUUCCUUGGGGCCCCAUGUGGUAUCACUGUAGCCUUAAAUGAUAUUAGUUUUAUCAAAUAUAUUUUUGUAUUUCAGGGCUUGAAAUUAUGCAAGGGCUCUAUCAUUGCCCAUCAGAGUGCCUUUUUGUUUUAUUUUGGUUACUUUUUUGGUUUUGUAACAUGAUGUGGAUGUGACACACAGGAACAUGUUUAGUGGUCAACUUGGCAGUGCUGAGUUAAUGGUUGGACUCAAUGGUCAUAGAGGUCUUUUCCAACCUAAAUGAUUCUAUGAUUCUGUGACAUUAAGGGAGUACGCUGCUGGCUUGAUGGUGUGGCAGGAGGACCUGGAGGGC